AUGUCAAAGAAUCAAGAGAAAUUAAAAAAGGAGUUAUUAGAAUAAGUUAGUAGAGAUGUGUAAAAUACCUAAGACCCUUAGAAAGAAGCAUUUAAAUUAGUUUAGAAUGCAAAUGAAACCUUUAAAUAAUUUGAAUCUGCUCUUAAAAAACCACUAGAUGAUGAGAUGUUAAAGUAGAGAGGUUCAUCAAAAAAGAAUGUCUAAUUUGCUGAUACCAUAAAAUCAUCAACAGAAAUAGAUAGAUCAAAAUCAGUUGAAAAUAAAAAAGAUGAAAAGCCCAUCUUAUAAUAAUAAUUUAAGUAAAAUGAAUCUAAAGUAAUUAUACCUGAACGUUAGAUUAAAGUUUAAAAGAAGGAAAAUAAGUAAGAAAAGCCAAUUUAAAAAACAAACCAAAAAUAAGAGAAAUCUACAACAGCAAUACCAGAAAGAAAACAAUAAACAAAGGAGAAUUAAGAUUAAAAGAAAAGUAAUUAACAAUAAGAAUAACCUUAAAAACAAUAAACAACAAUGAAUUAACAAUAAAUAUAAGAGAGAGAGAAAAUAAAUUAAAGUCAGAAAUAAGUAUUAUCUGAGAGUGAAUCAUCAAGUGGAUAUGAUGAAAUGAGAAGAGAGAAGGGAAAUCAUAGUCAUUCAUGUAGAAAACACUCUAAAGAGAGAGAGAUAGCUAAUAAAUAUGAAGAAAUAAUAGUGAAAAAUUAAGAAUCGGCAUAAUAAUUAUAAAUUUAAUUGAAUGAGUAGAAUAUUGAAAAAACAAAAUUAAUAACUGAAAAUACAAAACUUAGUAGUCUUAAUGAUAUGCUUUAAUAAGAAAUAAGAAAUUUGAAUAAAUAGCUGAGUUAAUCUAAAUAAUAAAUUGAAUCUUUGGAUAAAUAAUUAUAUGAUUUAAAAUAAACAUCUAGAUCUGAAUUGUUGAUCAUAAAAGAUUAAUUAUAGGAGUAAAAGUUUUAAUGUGCUGAAUUAGAAAAUAGAAAUAGUUAUUUAAAUAAAGCUAAAGAUACAUUUGAAUAAAAUUUGAAAUAGUUUGAAGCAGAGGUUGGAAGAUUAUAAAAAGUUAAUCUUCAAUAAACUUAAGUAGCAGCUUAAGAUAAGUUGGCUAUUUUAGAAAAAGAUGGUACAAUAGAAAGAUUACAAAAGUUGAAUCAUCAACUAAGUGUAGAUUUAAAUCAAAUAAAUACAUUGUAUAAGGAAGUAAAUGAAAAGCAUAAGAGUUUAUUAGCUGCUUAUAACAGUUUAGAGAAUCAGAAAAUAACAAUAGAGAAUGAUUUAGAGUUUAGGAAAAAGGAUUAAUAAGAUCACUUAAGUAGUUUAAAAGAGAAGAUACAAAAAUUAACAAAUUAAAAGACUAUAUAUGAUGAAGAAAUGGCAAAAAUGUAAUAAGUUACUUAGGAUGCUAAGGUAGAAAGAGAUUAAUUUAAAUUAUAAUAUGAGUAGAUGAAAGUAUUAUGUUCAGAAUCUGAGGAAUUGAGAAAGAGAUUAAAACUUAGGGAAGUAGAAAAUGAAUAAUUAUAAUGUGAGAAUGAUAAACUUAAAUGGAAAGUAAGGAAGGAUCCUAAUGGUAUUUUAUCUGAUCUUAAAAUAAUGAAAUUGCAAGCAGAAGAUCCAAAUGCUAAAGUAUCAAUGGAAUAAUUAUCGAAGUUAGACAAUUAGGUUAGAUAAUUGUAGGAAGAGAAUAAUAGGUAGAAAUGAUUAAUUAAAUUUUAGAUUAUCUGCAGAAAAUAAAUAAUUAAUUAAAUAGAUUUAAUAGACUGAGUUAUAUGUUCAAGAAGUUAAAUCUAUGUUUGAUAGAGAAAGGUCAUUUCUAGAAGAGAAAGUAUUUCACAAAGAUAAAGAAAUAAAUGAAAUGGUAAUAAGACAUCGUCAUGAAAUGGCUGAUAUUGAAAAUAAAUACCAAGAUCUUUAAAGGAGAUAAGACAAUAAUGAAAAUAAGACAAGAUAAACCCAUCAACCUUAUCAAUAAUAAUCAUACUCUUAGUAUAAUUAAUCUAGUGUAGCUUAACAAUCAAAUUCGAAGGUUUCACCAUACAGUGUUCCUUAAUUAUAAGCAAAAAUUAAAUCUUAUAUUUGAC
This is a messenger RNA of Paramecium sonneborni, 2066 nucleotides long. The record is from the annotation of a GenBank genome assembly. Lineage: Eukaryota; Ciliophora; Oligohymenophorea; Peniculida; Parameciidae.